GUGUGUUUAUUUACGAUGCGGCGACACACGGCUCUCAACUCGUGAGAUACAGCAAUCACCCCUUUAUUCUGGGAGGAUUGACAGUGUUUUCUAUGAAAACGAACCCGGUUAGUGUUGCCUUUGAGUGUGAUACCGCUGGCUGCCUUGUUUUUGGCUGUGAGCGCUCAACCUUCGCAUGCUAGUAGUAGCUAAGUGGCUAGCUAACUAGGAUCACAACCUUGCCCUGUCCGUCACCACAGCCACGAGAAUUUGUACUGUCUGCUGAUGGUGACUGCUUUUCAGUAGGGUCAUUGUCUUCGUUUAUCUAAUGUCUGUUAGGCAAUGCCUUCCAUUCCUUAGUAUGCGGUUCAUGUAACGCUAACUGUCCCUGUAGCGUUAGUCCUUCCCUGAGUGGUUCAGACAAGACAUGACCACCUUCUGACAGUGGCAUUAGGCUGGCAGCGACAUGGACUUAGCAAAGCUGGGUCGAUAAGUCGACGAAGAGCUACAGCUGUCGUCCUAAGCGGGCUACAACCAAGAGGGUCAUCUUCACAAUUUCCUCCCACACCUUGGAGUAGCUCUCAUCAUCCCUGAGCUAUCAGGAUGUUGGAGGGCCUUGUUGCCUGGGUGCUAAACACAUACCUGGGCAAAUACGUCACCAACCUAAACACAGAUCAGCUGUCCAUUGCCCUUCUGAAAGGUGCAGUGGAGCUGGAGAACCUCCCUCUGAGGAAAGAUGCCCUCCGAGAGUUUGAUUUGCCAUUUGAAGUCAAAGCAGGCUUCAUUGGAAAGAUUACUCUUCAGAUCCCUUUCUACCGGCCUCACAGUGACCCAUGGGUCAUCUCCAUGUCCCAGCUCAACCUGAUCAUCGGCCCCGCCCAGCUGCAGGAGUAUGAUGGAGAGAAGGAGCAAGAGGAGGAGAGAGAGCGCAAAAAACGUCUCCUCAAGGCUCUCGAAGACAAAUUCAAAAGUGAGUGUGAACAGAGAGGAGAGUCUUACUGGUACUCUGUCACUGCCUCGGUGGUCACCAGGAUUGUGGAAAACAUUGAGCUGAAGAUCCAAGAUGUGCAUCUUAGAUUUGAGGAUGACUUCUCCAACCCAGACAAACCCUUUUCCUUUGGGGUUUGCAUCAACAGCGUUUCUGCUCAGAACCCCUCCAAAGAGUCGGUCCAGAAGCUCGUCCGACAAAAGCAGCUUGAGAUCGAAGACUUCUGCGUCUACUGGGACACAGAGUGUGAAAUGCUCGGGAAGCUGCCUGCAAACCAGAUCCAGGAUGCGAUGACCCAGUGUAUGCAGAGCCGUGAGCAUCAGUACAUCUUUGAACCAGUAUGUGCCUCCGUGCUGCUCAGAAGAAACGCCUCCAAGGAGCCUCUGAGGUCCCGAAACACCCCACGGAUUGAAGGCCAGGUUCAGCUGGAGCCCAUGUCCUUACGCCUGUCACAGGUGCAGUACCAGCAGAUCAUGGCGUUCCUUAAAGAGCUAGACCGCCGGGAGAGAGAGAUGCUUUACAGGAAGUGGAGACCCAAAGUCCCCAUUUCUGGGAACUGCCGGCAGUGGUGGAUGUUUGCCAUCCAGGCCAACCUGAGCGAGAUCAGGGAGCUGCGGCGGCGAAGCAGCUGGGACUUUGCCCUGCAGCGAGCGAGAGACGCCCAGACCUACACCAGUCUCUACUUCAGAAGGCUCAAAGCAGUCCCACUGAGUCCUCAGGAAGAGGGCGAGCUGGAGCGAGUGGAAGGGGAGCAGACGUUAGAGGAGCUGCAGGGUCUCCGAGAAGUUGUCCACGACUGGUUUCGAAAGCAGGAAGAGAUCGCAGAGAAUGUGCGAGAGCCCAGCAGCGACCCUCAGCCCUGUUCACCCCCCACCUCCAUCCCUAAGAGUGGCAGCUCAGGGAUGAUCCAGUACCUACAGUCUUGGUUCCCGGGCUGGGGAGGCUGGUACGGAGAUUCUCAGGACCCAGACAGGCCUGAAGAGCUCCUGCCCAGUCCAUCCUCCUGGGAUAUUCUAGCUGAGACAGAAGACUUGUUCGACCCGUUGGAGGACUCUCACACACUGAAUACCUUCACCAGGCGAGACCACUUGUUUGCCCGGCUGGAGUUCUUACUGGAGAAGGGCGGAGUCACGCUCUGCCACCAGGACAGGAGGGGGGACACACUGCACGAGAGUGGGGUCAUCCAGUUGGAAUUCUCAGGUGUGAAGGUGAUUGUGGAGUCCCUCCCUCGCUCAGAGUCCUCUCUGCUCUCGGUUAAGCUGGGUGGUUUGUUCCUGAGAGACCUGACCACUCAGGGCACCAUCUUCCCUGUCCUCGUGUCUCCCAAAAUGGACAAAGUUGUUGUUACCAUCAAUCAGCCAUCUGGCCAGUCCAGCAAUACCUCUGGAUCAGGAUGCAGUGCAGAGUGUUCAUCGCCAUCACCGGUGUUUGAGAUGAUUUAUGAGCGUAACCCUGCAAGGUGUAAGUUUGAGAGGAGACUGGAAGUGAACACUAGUCCGUUGAACAUCAUCUACAACCCACAAGCAAUCAAAAAAGUUACUGAGUUCUUCUAUAAAGGAAGAGUCCACACCUCAGGUUUUGGUUAUCAGUCAGAGCUGGAGGUGAGAGUGGCAGAGGCUGCCAGGAGGCAGUACAACAAGCUGAAGAUGCAGACCAAGGCAGAGAUCCGGCAAACCAUUGAUCAGCUGCUCGUGGGAGAGUUUAUUGAAAACAGUAAGCGUUGGACCAUGAAAUUAGACAUCUGCGCACCCCAGGUGAUUUUUCCUGAUGACUUCCAGUCAGGGGACCCGAUGCUAGUUGUUGUUGAUUUAGGCAGGAUUCUCCUCACAAACUUUCAAGAUGACAAUAAGGCCAGUUCAAAUGCUGCUCAGCCUGAAAAGGAAGACAUGAGUGACGAUGAGUACCAGACACCCCUUGCCACCCCGCCAGAGUCUCCACCGCCUGAACUAGACAUGCCUUUGAAAGCACAACUCAAAAGCCCUGAACUUCCCAGCCUCAGAUCCCCUGAAUGUACUCAGGCCUACAGCAGAAAGCUUUAUGAAAAAUACUCUUUGUCCUUCAAGGACCUUCAGAUAAUGGUUGGUCGCUAUAAGGACAACUGGAAACAUCUUCAAGAGAGUGAGGUGGGCCCCACUCAUGUGGUGGAGAAGUUUAACGUGCUGCUGCAGCUUGAGCAGAGGUUGCGUUAUACAUCAGACCCCCAGCUCCCUGGGGCUGUGCUGUCAGGAACCCUACCAGACCUCAAAGUCCAUAUCAACCUUGAGAAGAUGACGGCCCUCAGGAAUUGUCUGGCUAGACUAAGCAGUCCAGCUGUAAAUGAAGGGGACAAAAGUCAAGAGAGAGGCCCCAAUAUAAGGUCUCCUGACCCUCUUACCCUCCGCCAUGACAAGAUCUUUCAGAGGGAGGACAGCUCCUGGAAACUGCAGGGUUCAGCCAAGAACCUGACUCAGAGUGUGAUGACUUUAGAGCAGCACACACGGGAAGUCCUGGUGGAGUCCCGUCUACUGUUGGCUGAAUUCAACAUUAACUACAUGCAGCUCGGUGUAGAGAGUGAUGGCCGCUACAUAUCUGUUCUCAAGGUGUUUGGCACAAAUGCUCAUUUUGUCAAGCGGCCUUAUGAUGCCGAAGUCUCUCUGACUGUCCAUGGUCUUCUGCUAGUGGACACCCUACAGACCUAUGGCUCAGACUUCGACCUCCUUGUGGCUUCUCAUAAGCAUCUCAGUUUUGACAUACCCACGGGCAGCCUCCGAGAGAGCCAACCUUCUUCCCCUGUAUCGUCUCCUGAUGGCAGGUCUCCGAAACAUCAGGGCCACAAUUCUGAGUCAUCCUCCGGGAUGCCCAUGGAUAGAAUCUCCCCCUUCAGUUCCAUUUUCAAGGACCAGGAGGCCCUAAUUAAGCUUGAAUACCAGUUUGUGAGCUCAGAAUGCCCUUCUAUGAACCUGGACAGCUCUCUUCAGGUGACAAGCAUGCAGGUCAACAAUCUCGACAUCAUUCUCAACCCUGAGACCAUGGUGGAGCUGCUCAAGUUCCUCCAGAAGUCCUUCCCCAAAGAAGAAAGCAGCUGGAUGUCAUCGGGGCAACAACAUACAACACAGCCUAACAGUGAGGAAGAGGAAGGGACCACAUAUGACCAGAACAAAGAGCUGACUGUAGAGAUCCACCGCCUUAACCUGCUUCUCCUUCGAACUGUGUCCACUGGCACUGUCCUGGUUGCUGAGAAGAAAGGGUUGAAGAUUGCCACUGCCAGCAUCACUGGCACCAAGGUCAAUGUGUCCAUGGGCAGUCGGUUGGACAUCAAUGGUUCACUUGGGUCCAUGCAGUUGGUGGACCUGACCCAGGAAGGAGCUCGAAGCCAGUUUGUGGUCAGCAUUGGCAACGCUGAGGACAGCUCCUCAACUCUUGAUGAUCUAACAUUCCUUGCUGACUCAGGAAGUUCUCCCUCAGAAGCUUUAAAUUUUCGCCUCAUGGAGAAAACCCAAGGGGAGUGUUCUUUGCAACUUCAAAUGGCAUCCUUGCACUAUAACCACUCUGCUAAGUUCUUGAAGGAGCUGAGCCUAUCUGCCAAUGAGGUAGAAGACAAUUUCCGCUCCAUGUUGAAAAGUGCUGCCACCAAAGUGUCAACAGUCCUGGUCACCAAGACGGCAGAGUACAGUGGUAUGGUUUCACUAUUUGAGACACCUUCGCGUAGAAGUCGAACUCAGAGCCAGAGCUGGACUUUUGGUCCAUUUGAGGAUGACGAGGAUGUUCCCAUGGAAGAACAGGAAUCCACCUUAGACACGUUCAUGGUGAAGCUCACCCUUAAUAUCAGCAUUGAAUCACCAGUUGUGUCCAUUCCCCGUAAACCUGGACACCCUGAGCUAUUGAUUGGUCAUCUGGGAAGCAUAACAAUCCAGAAUUUUGUUACAGGGCAAGACUCUGAAGGAGAGAGGUUGCAGGUGUUUGUCAAAGAUAUUCGGCUGUAUUCACUCAACAUGAGUCAUUUGAUUUUGAAGAGGCCACCCAAAGGGGAUAGUGCUAGCACCAUGUCACCAUCCCGCAAUGGGAGCAUCGGUCAGGAUGGACCACAGUUCACACGUCAGGACUUCUUUGAAUCCCUCAACCGGGGAAAAGCGUUCCAUAUAUUGAAAGACACCACAAUACAGUUCACCCUUGAGAAAGUUCCUGUUGAAGAGGACAACCAGUUUACCUUCCUCACCACAGAGGAGCCCUGCAGGAGCACAGGGUUACUAAGAAUUGAGGGCAAAUUCGUCAACCCUGUUCAGGUGUUCCUGUGCAAGUCUGUGUAUGAACAAGUCCUCCAGACUCUGGACAAUUUGUUCUUGAUUGAGGAGCAACGUGUCACACCCAGCCAACCUCCCACACCCCCGCCACCAACUCCUUCCUCCACCAGACCUCACCGCUUCCCUGACCCCCAAGGAGGGUUUUUUGCAAGGGACCCUCCCCACAUCAGCUUCUCCCACUCAUCGCUUUCCUCCCCUUUGCCUCUGCAGUCUCACAAACCUGCUCUUCACUCCCCCUCAUUCACUCAGCUAAAAGUCACCUUACAUGUGGCAGAAUUGCAGGUCCAGCUCAGUGCUGACCUUACCCAGGGCUCCCAGGGCCUAGUCAGUCUGCGCUUUCAAGAUCUGGAGGGAGACUUUACCAAAGAUCACCCUAACUUACUGGCAGUCCAGCUGGCUCUGCGCUCGCUGCUAAUGGAGGACCUCCUGGAACAGAACCCAGAGUCUAAGUACAAACAUUUGAUGGUGUCUCGCGGCGCUCCUAAGCCCUCCACCUUCAGUCCAAAGGAGUACCUUUCACAAAGCUGUCCAUCAGCAUCCAAUGCCCUGUACCCAGACAUGCCUCGCUCACUGCCUGCCCAUAUGGAAGAGGCCCAGAAUGUCUUCCAGCUCUACCAGAGGCAUCCCAGCACCCCUUCAGCCAGCACUCGCAAAUCCAAGAGGGACCCGGACUGCCCCAGCACUCCACCUCCCUCUCCUACCCACCGUACACCCUCCAGUCAGCCGCCACCAAACUUUGAUGACUCAUUAGUUCAUAUCAAUGUGCUGCUGGUGGACCAGAACCACCCAGAGUUCAAAACGCGCUAUGGCAGUGUGGGACGAAGCGUGGAUGUUGACUUCAACUGCCUGGAUGUUCUGAUCACGCUGCAGACCUGGGUGGUUAUCCUGGACUUCUUUGGUAUUGGCUCUACAGCUAAUAAUCAUGCAGUGAAGGUCCUCCCUAUGUCACCUCAGCCUGUGCCAGGACACCCUCUGUAUGAGCCAGACACCAGUGAGGAGGACACAACAGAGGCCGUCAACACAAAAGUAGACCUAAAGGUUCAUUCUUUGUCUCUUGUACUGAACAAGAAACUCAAUGAGCUUGCUAGAGCUAGUGUCUCCAAAUUAUCUGCUCACCUAGAAAUGUUGGAUGGUGACCUGGCCUUACAAGGCAGUUUGGGAAGUUUGUCCCUGAGUGACCUGACCCCACAUGGUGAUCUCUACAGAGAGCGCUUCACCACACGAGGAGGAGAGGCCCUGAUUUUCAACAUCCAUAAGUAUGGCCAGCCCGAUCCCUACCUGGAGCGGGAAUGUGAUAUCAAGGUGUCUUUGCAGAUGGCCUCAGUUCAGUAUGUCCACACUCAGCGCUUCCAAGCUGAGGUGGUGGCUUUCAUCCAACACUUCACUCAGCUACAGGAUGUUCUGGGCAGGCAGAGGGCUGCAAUGGAGGGCCAGACUGUGCGGGAUCAUCCUCAGCGGUCGUCCAGGGUUUUACUGGAUAUUGAGGCUGGCGCCCCAGUUAUUCUCAUCCCAGAGAGCUCGCGGUCGCCAAGGGUCAUUGUGGCCAACCUCGGACAGCUGAGGGUGCAAAACUGCUUCCUGCCCGCCGGGGCUCAUGGAACCUUUUCCCUUCGAGACAAGGAGCAUGUCCGGCGUGCAGCGGGAAGCAGUAGUGACCAGGAGAAGCCUAGAACCUCCCCCUCCAGUUCCUUCUCCUCCACAGGUUUCACCCUUGGCAGGCCACAGGCCCCGGGCACAGGGAGGGCCCCUGAAGAGGACAGCCCUUACAGCUUUGUGGACCACGUGUGCCUGUUGGACUGCAUUGCACUGGACCUACAAGAGAUGGAUAUCUUUGCUGCAGAGCGUCUGCCCUGUCAGCCCCAGGACAGCAGUGGUAAACCUCCUGAAACCUCAGACCUCAUCUUUCCUUCAUACUCUGUCCGUCGCACUGGAGACAACCUGCUGAAAGACUGUUGCCGCCUUAAACUUAAAGUGGAACGCAACUUAGACAAGGAGCUGAGCCACGCAGUGCCUGAUAUGUCCAUCCACGGAAGCCUGUCGUCAGUGCACUGCUGUCUGAACCUGGAGCACUACCAGCUGAUCAGAGGGCUGCUGGAGAACAACCUGGGAGAGCCUGUUGAGGAAUUCCUGCGACCCUACAACCUGCAGGACCCCAGCACCUAUACGGUGUUAAGUGGAGAUGUCUACACUAGCUUGUCAUUCCUGGUGGACAUGAUGGAUGUCAGUCUGGAGCUCUUGGACUGCCCCAAACCCACUGAAAACGAACGCUCUUUAGCAAGGUUCGACUUCAUGAAAUCUAAGCUCCUCUUUGAGAGUUUCUCCAAUGGAUCCAAGUCUGUCAACUUGGUGUCCCACUCCCUGCUGGCAUAUGACACUCGGUACUCUGGGCAGAAUAGAAGCACUGGUAGAGCUGACGGGUCAAAGCACAAUGUCUUUGAUUGCAUCCUCCAGCCUUCCAAAACAGGCGCUAACCGGGCGUCACUGCAGCUGGAGCUGCAUUACAGAUCCACACGCGACUCCUCCUGCUUCACGGUGGUCCUCAACAACCUGAGGGUCUUUCUCAUCUUCGACUGGCUCCAGCUGGUGCGAGACUUCCUGCGGAUGCCGGCGGAGAAGACGACAGGCAAUGCUGAGGGUCGUCAGCGAUGGCCCAGUAACACCAGUACUGACUCGAGCACCCCCACCGCCGGCACCACUGGGGCCGUCAUGCCAAAGACAGUCAAGAGUGGCGUGGUCACCAAGAGGUCCACAGUGCCAGUCACCCAGGACCGCUGUCUGGAGGUCAAGAUCAAUGUCACAGGCACGGAAUUUGUGGUUGUGGAGGACACAUCCUGUCUGGACACCAGCGCCAUCAUUCUGAAAGGCACCACUGUCCUCACCUAUAAACCCCGUCUGCUGGACAGACCCUUCUCUGGCAGCCUCGCAGGAAUAGAGGUGUUCUCGUGUCGGCUUGGCAGUGAGCAGGAGACAGCACUGUCCAUCAUUGACCCUGUCAAUGUUCAGGUGGAGCUGUGUGGGAGUCCCACAUACCAAAGCAGCUCAGGCCUGCUGGACGCUUUCAAUGUGGAGGACAUCCCACCACUGCUGGAGAUUCAGUUUCCUGCUCUAGACAUCCGUCUGUCCUACAACGACAUUCAGCUCUUCUUGGCCAUCGCCAAGUCCAUCCCGACUGCCAGCGCUCCGCUGCCACCUGACACCUCCACUGCACCCAGCACUGAGCCUGCUGCUACACCCAAAGAUAGCUUCAGGCAGAAGACUGAGGCUCUCAUCGAGGGUCAGCUGACUCAUUUACAAGACCUUGGCUUCAGGAAAGAGGACUGCAAAAGAGCCCUGAUCCACUGUAAAGGCCAGCUGGACCAGGCAGCCACGUGGCUGCUGGAGAAUGCUGAGAACAUGGCAGGCCAUCCCAGAGCCAGGGCGGAGUCUGGCUCCAGCAGCCACUCUGCUCCUCUGUCCGGGGUUGAGGUGAAGGCUGAGAGUGUCUGCAUCUGUUUUAUCGAUGACUGUCUGGACUGUGACAUACCACUGGCUGAGUUCACCUUCUCUAGGUUCUAUGUGCUGCAACGCAUUGGUUCCACCCAGGAAGGAAACGCCAGUUUCACCUUGUCUGGAGACUACUACAACAGAGAGCUGUCUGGCUGGGAACCCUUCAUCGAGCCCUGGCCCUGCUUCCUGUCCUGGCAGCAGCAGGCCGCAGGCCGUCUCCACCCUCCACGUCUAAAGAUGGGGAUUCGAGCCAAGCAGAGACUGGACAUCAACAUCACCUCUGUCCUGUUGGAACAAUACAACACCACCAAGAGCUCCUGGAUAGCUGACUACUGUAACGAGGAGGAAGAGAGCCCCCAGUCUUCUCCCACCAUGCCCUGGAUGGGCUCCUCAGUCGACCCACCCAGCUUCGGACAAACAGAUGUCAAGCUGUCCAAGCGGAGGCAGCCAUUUGUGCCAUAUGCUCUGCGCAACCACACGGGAUGUACCAUGUGGUUUGCCACUCUGACUACAACCCCCACAAGAGUGGCACUGUCUCACAGUAGCAGUGCAGACUCCAUCUCAGACGUCCACGGUCCAGGAACUGAUGACACCCACAAUGUUAGCCAGUGGAGAGAGGUGCUGCCAGGGGAGGAGAUUCCCUUUGAGUUUGAGGCCCGAGAGAAACUCCGUCACCGACACACUCAUGAGCUUAAGCUGCACCAGCUGCUGGUUCGGGUGUGUGGAUGGGAGCAAGUCAAGCCAGUGUCUGUGGACAAAGUGGGUGUUUUCUUCCGUUAUGCAGCUCCGGACAGAAACAACUCUUCCAACACGGUUGGCAGUCCUAUCAGUAGGACCAACAUCAUCCACCCCCAUGUCUAUUUCUCGGCCCUGCCUCCAGUCAGAGUGGUCUUCUCCAUCACCAUGGAGGGCAGUGCCAGGAAGGUCAUCACUGUGCGCUCUGCCCUCAUGGUGAAGAACCGGCUGGAUGUUCCGAUGGAGGUCAGACUGGACAGCCCCUCCGCUCCAGACAAGCCAGUGGUGUUGCCUCCCAUCCUGCCUGGCCAGGCCUUGGCGGUCCCCCUCCACCUGACAUCCUGGCGACUGCAGGCUCGGCCCAAAGGUCUGGGCUUAUUCUUCUGUAAGGUUCCCAUCCACUGGACCAGCGUGGAGCGGCACGGAGAGAUCAGCAGCAGUAAGAGGGAGUGUCAGUCAGCGGACUUUGAUGACAAUCUCAAGCGCAACUUCAGAUUUUGCGUGGUCAUCAAAAAGGAGAACUACCCGGACCAGCAGCCUGCCAAGAGAGUUUCUGGCAGUUCAAAGCAGAUCUAUCGACAGCCGGGCCACACGGUCUACCUGCUGCCCACCAUGGUGCUGGCCAACCUGCUGCCAUGUGACCUCAACUUCUACAUCAAAGGAACAUCCAUCAAAGGCUCACUGAAGCCGGGGAAAGAGGCCGUACUGCAUGCAGCCGACACCUCGCAGAACAUGGAGCUAGGAGUCCUGCUGGAGAACUUCUCCGUGUGCAAAGAGCUGCUGAUUCCUCCUGGGACUCAGAACUAUGUGGUUCGCAUGCGGCUGUACGACACCAACAAACGUCUGCUGUGCCUCACCAUCCGCAUCAUCCUGCGGGCACAAGGGGCACUGAAGAUCCUGAUUUCUGCCCCCUACUGGCUCAUCAACAAGACUGGUCUGCCGUUAAUUUUCCGCCAGGACAAUGGCAAAGCUGAUGCAGCAGGUCAGUUUGAAGAGCACGAGUUGGCCCGAAGCCUCAGCCCAUUACUGUUCUGCUACACGGACAAGGAGCAGCCUGCUAUGUGUACUAUGCGGAUUGGGAAAGGAAUCCACCCAGAGGGAGUACCAGGCUGGUGCCAGGGCUUCUCCUUGGAUGGUGGGAGUGGAGUCAGGGCAGUGAAGGUUAUACAGCACGGGAACAGGCCCGGCCUCAUCUACAACAUAGGCAUCAGCGUGCGCAAAGGGAAAGGACGCUACAGGGACACACACAUAGUGACCUUUGCCCCGCGCUACUUGCUGGACAACCGCUCGACGCACAAAUUGGCCUUCGCUCAGAGAGAGUUUGCGAGAGGAAAGGGUACGGCCAACCCAGAGGGAUACAUCUCCACCCUGCCAGGCUCUAGCGUUGUCUUCCACUGGCCCCGCAAUGACUACGACCAGCUGCUGUGCGUGCGCCUCAUGGACACCCCCAACUGCACCUGGUCCGGAGGCUUCGAGGUCAACAAACCAAAAUCUUUCCAUGUCAACAUGAGGGACACGCUGGGGAACUGUUUCUUCCUGCGGACGGAGAUCACCCUGAAGGGAGCCACCUACCAGAUCUCCUUCACGGACACUGACCAGCUGCCUCCACCCUUCCGCAUCGACAACAUCUCUGAGGUGCCCAUCCAGUUCUGGCAACAUGGUGUGGCUGACAUCCGGCUGCACACGGAGGUGAAGGCAGGCUCAGAGCUGGACUACGCCUGUGAUGAGCCCAUACUGCCCCCCUACCUCACGCUGACUGUGAAGGGGGCUGGAUCCUCAGAGGUCACGGCUGACAUGAACUUCUUCAGAGAAUACAACAAGCUCUACUACGAGAACUUCAUCUACAUCGCAGCCACCCACACUUUCUCACAGAACGCUGAGAAGAGACCUGUUGGGAAGAAGCGUCUGGUGAGCUGUGCUGAACUAGUUCUGGAUGUGGACACCAAGACUCAGAGGGUCAUCCUGAAAAAGAAGGAGCCGGGGAAGCGCUCUCAGCUGUGGAGGAUGACGGGGACUGGCAUGCUGUGCCACGAAGGCUCGUCUCCGCCGCAGAGCAAACCCGCCCAGCCGCGCCCGCUGGACUCCUCUUUGGUGCUGGACAUUGCUGGGCUUGCAGCCGUUAGCGACAACAGUUUUGAGCCUUUGAUGCUGAGGAGGCCAGACUCACGCCGCAGUACCACCCAGACAUGGUACUUCAGCUCAGGCAUGCUGACCUGUGGCCUUCCACGUCUGGUAGUACAGGUGAAGGGUGGCAUGGCAGGCCUGUAUGAUGGAGCUGAGGUGGUGCUGGGACCAGACUCAGGCCUGCUGGAGCCUGGCCCUGAGCAGCAGUUUAUCAACCAGAAGAUGAGGCCUGGCUCUGGAGUGCUGUCGGUCCAGGUGCUGCCAGACGGACCCACUCGUGUCCUGCAGAUCAGUGACUUCAACCAGAGGAGAAUGAUCCGCAGCUCCCCCAGCUCAGAGCAGGACCGCAGCAAAGAGGACGUGAAGAAGAAAGAGCCUGAGCAGGAGCUGGAGGUCUUGGUGAGCUUGGAUGAAGGUCUGGGCGUGUCUCUGGUCAACAAGGUUCCAGAGGAGCUGGUGUUCACUACGCUGUCCGGGAUCGACGUCCACUUCAUUCGCACCGCUGCCAACGAGGUGUUGGAGCUCAGCAUUCAGAACAUCCAAGUGGACAACCAGCUGCUGGGUACCACCCAGCCUGUGAUGUUGUGCGUCACUCCCGGUUCCAGUGACAGCAGCGUGAACGACAGCGGGCCGGCCCUGCAGGUCAACUCUGUCAAGGUUCCCAGCAACCUCAUGCUCACUGAUCUCUUCAAGCACCUCAUGGUGACGGCCCGACGCUUCACUGUCAUCAUCGAGGAGAAACUGCUGCUCAAGCUGCUCAGCUUCUUCGGAUACGGACAGACAGAAGCUGAGCUGGAGAAGCUGGAUGAAAACCUCCAUGAGAAACCCAGUGAGGACGCAGGGCCUCCCAAACGCUAUUACUUUGAAAACCUGAAGAUCAGCCUCCCUCAGGUCAAACUGAGCGUCUUUACCUCGCACAAGCUGCCUCCUGAUCUCAAGGCUCUGAAAGGCACCCUGGGCUUUCCUCUGGUUCGCUUUGAAGACGCUGUCAUCAACAUGUACCCGUUCACCAGAGUGCACCCCUACGAGACCCAGGAGAUCAUCAUCAAUGACAUCCUCAAGCACUUCAGGGAGGAGCUGAUCAGCCAGGCAGCCCAGAUCCUGGGCUCCGUGGACUUCCUGGGAAAUCCAAUGGGCCUCCUCAAUGACGUCACCGAGGGCGUGUCUGAGCUCAUCAAGUACGGCAACGUGGGCGGUCUCAUACGCAAUGUGACCCACGGUGUGUCCAACUCUGCCGCCAAGUUUGCAGGGACUCUGUCGGACGGGCUGGGGAAGACCAUGGAUAACCGGCACCAGAGCGAGCGGGAGUACAUCAGAUACCACGGAGCCACCAGCGGAGAGCACCUGGUAGCAGGGAUCCAUGGACUGGCUCACGGUAUCAUCGGAGGCAUGACCAGCAUCAUCACCUCCACGGUGGAGGGGGUGAAGACAGAGGGUGGGGUCAGCGGCUUCUUCUCGGGCCUGGGUAAAGGUCUGGUCGGGACGGUUACCAAACCGGUGGCCGGAGCGCUGGACUUUGCCUCAGAGACAGCGCAGACGGUCCGGGACAUGGCCAGUCUCAGUAACCACAGGCUCAGCGUGCAGAGGGUCAGGAAGCCUCGCUGCUGUAAGGGGCCCCAGGGCCUGCUGCCUCGAUACUCCGGCACUCAAGCUGACGGUCAGGAGCAGCUCUUCCGCCUCACGGACAACAUCCACUCUGAGUUCUUCAUCGCUGUGGAGCCCAUCGACAGCUACUGCGUCCUCAUCUCCUCCAAAGUGGUCUACUUUCUGAAGCCGGGGGACUAUGUGGACCGCGAGGCCAUCUUCCUGGAGGUCAAAUACGACGACCUCUACCACUGCCUGGUCUCUAAGGAUCAUGGGAAGGUGUACGUUCAGCUCACCAAGAAGGCUGAGAGCACCAGCAGCGGGGUGGCCAUUCCUGGCCCCUCCCACCAGAAACCCAUGGUCCACGUGAAGAACGAGAGCCUCGCCGUCAAAAUCUCUCAAGAAAUCAACUACGCCAAGAGUCUGUACUACGAGCAGCAGCUCAUGCUGCCCGCCACUGAGAAUGAGGACUACUUACUGCUGGAGUCCUGAUCACGUGACUUUUCUCACAAAGGGUCUGAAAGGAUUUCUAUCUUUUCUUAAAUCCUCUGAAGGUUAUGGCUUUUAUUGAAUUUUUUUUUUUUGUAGGCUCCUGGUUUUUUUUUUUUUAACCUCUAACAAGCUGCAGUAAAGGGAAUCAGUCAGGCAGCCGUGCACAUGGUUUGGUCACUUGACCUGAUGUUUGAUGAAGCACAGACGUGUACAUGAUAUGUAAAAAAAAACCAAAAAAAAAAAAACCACAUAUGCAAGGCAGAGUUAGUUUAUGUGUAUGUGUAGGAAACACCUGUAACAAGCUGGCUCUCUGUG
Messenger RNA from Toxotes jaculatrix (banded archerfish), 13983 nucleotides. RefSeq names its product vacuolar protein sorting 13 homolog D (gene vps13d). Lineage: Eukaryota; Metazoa; Chordata; Actinopteri; Toxotidae. Gene Ontology annotation, molecular function: protein binding. Gene Ontology annotation, cellular component: extrinsic component of membrane. Gene Ontology annotation, biological process: protein retention in Golgi apparatus; mitochondrion organization; protein targeting to vacuole. The record is from RefSeq and is a predicted model, not a curated record. Bases 583 to 13668 code for a protein of 4361 amino acids. The transcript has 69 exons.